AUGGCCGGACGUGUGGCACUGGCGAUGGUCCUGCUGUGCGCGGCGGCUGCCAUGGCCGCGGCGCAGUCGGCGUCCAACGUGCGCGCCACAUACAACUACUACAACCCGAGGAGCAUCAACUGGGAUCUCUACACCGCCAGCGCCUACUGCUCCACCUGGGACGGCGGUAGGUCGCUCGCCUGGCGCUCCAAGUACGGCUGGACCGCCUUCUGCGGGCCGGCGGGGCCGCGCGGCCAGGCAUCGUGCGGCCAGUGCCUCCUGGUGACCAACACGGCGACCGGCGCACAGAUUACUGCGAGGAUCGUCGACCAGUGCAGCAAUGGCGGGCUGGACCUGGAUUACGACACGGUGUUCAGCAGGAUUGACACCAACGGGCUGGGAGUGCAGCAGGGCCACCUUAUCGUCAGCUACCAGUUCGUCAACUGCGGCGACAACGAGCUGCUGCUCCAGCGCGAAGAGAAAUAAGAAGCUACCACUGCAUGUAAUGUUGUAUUUGCAGCUACCAGCUGCAUCGUACUAAUAAAGUGGAAUAAAAUGGAUUGUGGUGUGAUGGAUCCAAGGUUUUCCUUAUUUUCAAGGAGUUAUGGGAAGACAGUUUAUUUGCAAAAAUAAGAAGCUACAUGUAAUGUUGUAUUUGCAGCUUACCGCAUCGUAAUAAAGUGGAAUAAAUUGGAUUGUGAGGGAUCCAAGGUUAUUAUUCAA
Molecule: messenger RNA, 702 nt
Organism: Lolium rigidum
Lineage: Eukaryota; Viridiplantae; Streptophyta; Magnoliopsida; Poales; Poaceae
Product: pathogenesis-related protein PR-4-like
Exons: 3
Coding region: 1-465 (154 amino acids)
Biological process (GO): defense response to fungus; defense response to bacterium
Molecular function (GO): RNA nuclease activity
Source: RefSeq, a predicted model, not a curated record